Molecule: messenger RNA, 774 nt
Organism: Pocillopora meandrina
Lineage: Eukaryota; Metazoa; Cnidaria; Anthozoa; Scleractinia; Pocilloporidae
Source: the annotation of a GenBank genome assembly
AUGAGAAGGAGUUUAUGGAGGCCCAAAUGGAAGAAGGAGAGGGAAAUAGUUAGGCUUGAAAUUAACAAACAAGCUGAAGAAAAUAAGAUUGACAAUUUAGAAAGAGGAGAUAAUAUGGACAUUGUGUCAAUGGAGCUUGAAUCAUCUACUACACAAAGAACUAAACCAUGUAAUUUGAAUGAAAUGCUAACCUAGAAUUAUGGAAGGGCAAUUGUUGGAGCACAGCCUAUUCCCUUUGAAUGCUCACCUGCACAAGUAUAAGUAACAUUGGAGCAAUUGUGUAUACCAGGAGACAUCUAUAAAGUUGAAACUUUAAAUAGUGCUCAAACAUGCAUGCCAACCAUCAAUGCCACACCCAACUCAGUGCUGCCACUAACUAAAUAUGCUCCUGCUGUUCAAGUUUUCAAACAUGAAAUUGGGCCACACAGUAAAGGGGAGGCCGAGAGUUUAAGACACCAACCAGGAUCAAAUAGUAGGUCUCAGAAAGUACCAGUUCAGUUCCAGUCGUCACCCCUUGUUGAAACUUGUAAGCAAUUCCCAGUCCAGUUUCAGUCAUCAUGCCCACUUGAACAUCAUAUGCGAGCUACUCUUAAGCCACCACACUCAGAUAGAUUUCCUAAACAAGGGUCUGUGCAAACACCUUUGUCUCGACUAGUUGAACAUUUACCUCAAAGUAACAUUGCACCUAGACAAGGAAGUAGAGAGGAAAUUGCACAAGCAUUAUGUCAAGUUGUUUUAUCACCUAAAGUAGAGUACAUGUGUUUUGAUGGGAAC